This is a messenger RNA of Prorocentrum cordatum, 3186 nucleotides long. NCBI's taxonomy places the organism in Eukaryota, Dinophyceae, Prorocentrales, Prorocentraceae. The record is from the annotation of a GenBank genome assembly.
AUGGUACGCCAGGUGGCAGAGCCCGAGGACGAAUGCCACACCGCCGUCGCGGGCGAAGAGUGCUACAAGGAGGUACGCUGGGCCAUGACGGAAGGCAUCACGCAGCACAGAUGGUGGUAUCCUGGAUUGCACAAGAACUCGUCCACAUUUGAGGACUUCCAGGAAUUUCUGCACAAGCUGGAUGCGUUCUCCGCCGUGUGCGCCAAGCCCUGCAGGAUUGCGCCACAGAAGGAAGGGUGCCGCACGGCAGUCAAGGACGAGAUCUGCUACAACGAGGUGACCUGGGCCAUGAAGACGGGCAUCCACGAGAACCCCUCGUGGUACCCCGGGCUGACCCCGAGCUCCAGCUUCGAGGAGUUCCAGAUGUUCUUGCACAGCCUGGAGAUCUUGAAGACCACCUGCACGGCUCCGUGCAGUGCUGAGGAGCCCGGGGUGCGGAAGCAGGCCGAGCAGACGACUCAGGUGGAGAAGGCGGAGGAGCUCCAGGAGCACGGGGUCGACGCGGCGGGGUGCAGGGACCGCAAGGGCUACUGGGACAAAUACUGCGAGGCCGGGGACACGAAGGUGGUGCACAUCAGCAGCGAGGAGGAGGAGGAGGAGGAGGAGGAGGCUCGGGAGGCGUCGGCGGCCGCCCACGCGGCCGGCGUCCGGGCGCGGCUGGCCGCGCUGCGGCCUUUCCCGGACUACGCGCAGGAGGUGGGUCGGCUGGAGGCGGAGCUGGCGGAGGCGCAGCGCGCGGUGGAGGACGUCGGCCAGGCGGCGGCCGCGGAGGAGAAGGGGGCCAUCGAGCAGAGGGCCGAGGAUGAGGGCGUGGAGCAUCUGGUGGCGGAGGUGGCGGAGGCAGAGCGCGCGACUGAGGACUCUCAGCAGCAGGCGGUCGCCGAGCAGUCCGAGGAGGUCACCGAGCAAAAGGCUGCGGACGAGGACGUCCAUCAGCCAGUGGUCGUAGGGGGGCCGUCCGAGGGGGCCACCGAGCCGACGGCUGCGGAUGAGGCCAGCGAGCCGAAGGCUGCGGAUGAGGCCGUCGAGCCGCCAGCGGUCGUGGGAGAGACGGCCGAGGAGGUCGCCGAGCAGAAGGCUGCAGAUGAGGCCAUCGAGCAGAGGGCCGAGGAUGAGGACGUGGAGCAUCCAGUGGCGCAGGUGGCGGAGGCAGAGCGCGCGAUUGAGGACGUCCAGCAGCAAGCGGUCGCCGAGAAGUCCGAGGAGGCCACCGAGCAGAAGGCUGCGGCUGAGGACGUCGAUCAGCCAGCGGUCGCGGGGGAGCCGUCCGAGGAGGCCACCGAGCAAAAGGCUGCGGACGAGGACGUCCAUCAGCCAGUGGUCGCAGGGGGGCCGUCCGAGGGGGCCACCGAGCCGACGGCUGCGGAUGAGGCCAGCGAGCCGAAGGCUGCGGAUGAGGCCGUCGAGCCGCCAGCGGUCGUGGGAGAGACGGCCGAGGAGGUCGCCGAGCAGAAGGCUGCAGAUGAGGCCAUCGAGCAUCUGGAGGCGGAGUUGGUGGAAGCACAGCUGCCGGCGUCCGAGGGCGUUCAGCAGCCAGCGGUCGUGGAGGAGAGGGCCGAAGGCGCCACCGAGCAGAAGGCUUCAGGAACUGACGUCAAUCAGCCGGUCGUCGCAGGGGAGAAGUCUGAGGAAGUCGCCGAGCAGAAGGCUGCGGACGAGACCGUCGAGCAGGCAGUGGUCGUGGAGCAGAAGGCCGAGGAAGCCACCGAACAAAAGGCUGCGGAUGAGGCAGUCGAGCAGCCAGCGGUCGUAGAGCAGAAGGCCGUGGAGGCCACCGAGCAGAAGGCGGCGGGUGGGGAUGCGGAGAGGCAGGGUGUCGCACGGAAGGCAAACGAGGAUGUUACCGAGCAGACGGCUCCGCAAGAUGCCACGAUUCACGAGUCCCCUCAGUCUGCCGUCGUCGACGAAGACGCCGUCGCCAAGGCUUCGGAGGCGACGCUAAGGGCUGCAGCGAAGGCGUUCGACGACGAGGCGGCAUCACCGGAAGGCGCAGAGGAGUCGAAGCCAUUCUCGUCUGGCGGCGGGAGCGCGGGUGGCCCAGUGGAGGACAUGCCGCAAGCCGCGACGGCCGCACAGACUGAGGCUCAGCAGCCGCAGGCUCCGACCCGUAAGCUUACCACGGGCAGUGCGAGGGCAUACGCCGACGACAGCGAGCACGAGUCGCAGGCGCUGGAGGUGGGCCUCACACCCGAGGGGCGCAUGCCAGCUCUGCCAACGCACACAGGCUGCUACGUGUGGCUGCCCACGGGGUGCCCAUCGAGGAACCUCAGCGUGCGCAGCGAGUGGAAGAGGGACGUCUGGGGCGAGGAGCACAAGGAUGCAAGGUCGAGCACGCCGGCGUGCAAGAGUCGCAAGUUCGUGUUUGACCACUGGUGCGGAGUGCACAACACCGUCGCGGUCCAUGUGAACGCUCACGAGCAGGACGACGCGACCAGCGUUCAGGACGACCUGGCCGGAUCCCAUGCGUCGCCCUCCGAGGACGGCCUUGCGAGCCAGGAGGAUCAGCAUUCGACCACCGCAGGCGGAGGCGCUGAGGAGGCGGAGGAGCUCCGAGUCAUCAGCGGGUACCCGUCGCGGCCCGGGUGCUACUUCCGCCAGCCCUCCAGGUGCCCCGCGAGGCCGAUGAGGACCUCGAUGUGGAGGCACGACACCUGGGCCGAGGAGCAGUACCUCGACGAGGCGGGGUGCAGGGACCGCAAGGGCUACUGGGACAGCUACUGCGGGGCCGAGGACACGAAGGUGGUGCACAUCCGCAGCGAGGGGGGCGGCGUGCCUGUUCUGGAGGGCUCCGGCACCCGCUCCGACGCCGGCGUCGUCGCUGGGGCCCCGUCGCAGGCCCUGCAGCACGACGCAGGGUCGAUGGCGGGGGGCUCCUCGCCGACGGCGCGGCCCAGCCAGGAUCCUGCGCUGCCACCCCACCUCGCCUCGAGGGUGCCGGAGGUGCCCAAGACCGCGGGGUGCUACGUGUGGCUGCCGAGCGGGUGCCCGCGGAAGCACCUGGGCGCGGCGGACAGGUGGAGGAAGGACGUGUGGGGCGAGGCGAAGCGGAACGCCAAGGUCGAUGCGUCCGCGUGCAGGAGCCGGAAAGAAUCCUUCAACGCUUUUUGUGGGGUUUCCGAUGCGGUGAUGUUACACGCAGCCGCCCCCACCGAAGAGCACGGUGAGGGCGAGGCGCCAGCCGUAUAG